AAUACGUCGCGAGUGCAGUGGCUGUAUACAAUUCUAUUUUUUUUAAUAAAUAUUUUUUGUGAGUGCAACAUGUUACGUCAGUGCGUUACGUUGGCAGUAUUGGGGUGUGUUUUCGCGGUUCCCGCCCCGCAACACCAAUACCAACCUCAGCAUCAACAACAGGCUGGAGGAUUUGACCCACAUCUCCUGAGACAGUACCUCGCCGACCAACACGGUGCGGCGCCGGCGGCCGCGCAAACACAAGUCAUCCCCAGACCCCAACACGUACAGCAAGCAGUGCCCAGACCCGCUCCCCAACAACUAUACACGGUCCAAAGCGAGGCCCAAUACCAGCCACAGCCCCAAUACCAGCCACAGCCACAACAGCAGUACAGGCAGCCGCAGCACCAGCCCCAAUACCAGCCCCAGAGGCAGCAGGAACAGCGCGAGCCAGAGGAAUAUGAUCCUCAUCCUUCUUACCAGUUCGGUUUCGACGUGAACGACGACCAGUACACCAACUACCAGAACCGUAAGGAACAGAGAGACGGUGACGUCAUCAAGGGCUCCUACUCCGUGGUCGACAGCGAUGGCUUCGUCAGGACAGUCACCUACACUGCUGACCCUAAGGAGGGUUUCAAGGCUGAGGUAUCAAGACAGCCCACAGACAUCGUAGUGAAGAUCCCUACUCCCAAACCCCAGCUUCUCCAGCCCCAAGUACAGCACGCUGGCCACGCCCAGCCCCGGCCACAGCCACCACAACCACAACACGCUGCCCCACAACAGUACUACCGUUACGAACAAUAAGCUGUUAAACACUUGUCUACAUAUUUAUUGUGUUUAGGGAAAUUAGAAUCAAAUUAUAAGAAAAUAAAGAUAUUUUUUAAUUGACAACAUCAUGAUGAAGAUACAUGGUGAUUUUGUUUAGAGCGGUAAAAUUGUAAAGUAAUUUACGGUAAUUGUAAAAAUUUUACCGUGAACAACUGUGAGUUUUAAGUUAAAAUAUUAAUAAAAAGACACCUUAAAGGUCAGAUCUCAAGCCAUAUUUGACCGAUAGAAAGAAAAUGGUGUUUUUGCCAAAUUGGUUUGAAAUUAUCGAGUCAUAUUUUAGUAAUUCAAACCAAUAUCGCAUAGAUAAUGUAGACAUUUUUAUUCUUAGUUAGUUUGUAUAAUAUAGCUGUAUGUGGAUACUCUAUGCCUCGUAAAUUAAGUUAUGGAUGACAAUGAGUAGGUAUUUGAGUUAUAGCUAAAAUUUAAAUAAGGAAGU
Molecule: messenger RNA, 1243 nt
Organism: Spodoptera litura
Lineage: Eukaryota; Metazoa; Arthropoda; Insecta; Lepidoptera; Noctuidae
Gene: Cpr66D
Product: Cuticular protein 66D
Cellular component (GO): extracellular matrix
Source: RefSeq, a predicted model, not a curated record